Molecule: messenger RNA, 3123 nt
Organism: Rangifer tarandus platyrhynchus (Svalbard reindeer)
Lineage: Eukaryota; Metazoa; Chordata; Mammalia; Artiodactyla; Cervidae
Source: the annotation of a GenBank genome assembly
AUGGCUGCAGGGAGUGUUCCCUCCCAAAUCAUAGAAAAAGAAAGAAAAAAGUUACUAGAAAUCCUACAACAGGAUCCUGACUGUAUCUUAGAUACGUUAACCUCUCGGAAGGUGAUUUCUGAGGAAGAGUAUGAGAUUCUGGAGAAUAUUACAGAUCCCCUGAAGAAAAGUCGGAAGCUGUUGAUUUUGGUACAGAAAAAGGGAGAAGUGAGCUGCCGGCUUUUUCUCAACUGUUUGUUUAAUACUUUUUCCCAGUCAGCUACCAUUUGCAACUUAAAUCAAGAAGUUUUGAAACAUGAGUAUAGAGAGCCACCUCCACCGAUAGGAGCAAGCAAGGAAGAUGUUUUCCUUCCUGGAGAAAAACAUCCUGAUAACCCUGAGAUCACCAUGUCCUUCAAAGAGAAAGAGUGCUUGGAUUUGGAAACCUCUGAGUCUUCCACAGGCAAGGAAACUGGUUAUCAGGAAACUGCUUGGUCCUCAAAGGAAAAUGAGAAGGAAGACAACACAUCAAAACUCACAUCACCACAGUCAGUUGAGAUCAUUGAGUAUGAAUUUCCAGUAACUAUUGAGUAUUUACAGGAUGGACAGAAAUACGAGGAGCCAGAUGAUUCUUUAUACUUAGGACAAGAGGACUAUUUAGAAUCUGUGGGGUACUCUGAAGAUGCAAACAUCAUCCUGGAAGAGGAGGCUUACAGUGACCCAGAGGGCAGUAUCUAUGAUGGCAGAGAGGACUCUGUCUACCUUGGAACCACAGAGUUCUCUGAUGAAGAACAGAAUUAUGAGGAUCCAGAAACUGGCAUGUCUUUGGAGGAGGAAGAGAAGCGUAUGGAAGAAAGAAAAAAUGUGUUUAAAGAUGUCCUGUCCUGUUUGAACCUGGACACAAGCAGAAAGCUUCGGUCAGACUUCGUGAGACAGUUCUCCUUAGACCGAGGAUGUACGUGGGUGCCUGAGACUCCAAGUGACUUGGCUUGGAACUUCCUGAUGAAAGUUCAAGCACUGGAUGUGACAGCCAGAGAUUCAGUCCUCAGACCCAAGGUUCUGGGUGAAGAGAGCAAAGGGGAAUUGCUGACUGGAGUAGAGAACUUGGAAACUAGAGAAACAGAAACCACUAAUCCCCUGGAUGUCCUUUGUGCCUCUUUGCUGUCUUCAGACAGCUCUUUGCAACGUGAAGUCAUGUCAAACAUGUAUCAUUGCCGGUUUGCUCUUCCCCUGCUACUGCCAGAUGCAGAAAACAACAGAAGCAUUUUAAUGCUAGGGGCCAUGAAGGACAUUGUGAAGGAGCAGUCAACACAGUCUUCAGGAGGGCCUACAGGGGAUACAGAAAAGCUUCUGACUCUCAUGAAGAUGCCUGUCAUCUCUUUUGUGCGUCUAGGAUACUGUAGCUUUUCCAAGUCCAGAAUCCUCAAUGCCCUGCUCAGCCCUGCCCAUCUGAAAUCACACAAAAUCUUUCUUCAUCAGGACUUGCCUGUUCAGGUGCUUCCCCGGCAGAUCUCUGAUGGCCUGGUUGAGAUAACAUGGUCUUUUCCUGAUAGCAGCAGUUUAAGUGAAAACCCCAGUUUCCCCCAGAAGCCUGUUGCUGUGGCCAACCUUCGUGGAGAUCUAGAAAGUUUUUGGACACAGUUUGGUUUCUUGAUGGAGGUUUCCUCAGCUGUGUUUUUUUUCACUGACUGCCUAGGUGAGAAGGAAUGGGACUUGCUAAUGUUUUUAGGAGAAGCUGCCAUUGAAAGAUGCUACUUUGUCCUCAGUCCCCAGGCCAGGGAGAGUGAAGGGGCUCAGGUUUUCCAGAGGGUCUUGAAGUUGAAGCCAUCACAGCUACUGUUUUGGGAGGAGGAGGAAGCGGGGCAGAGAGGGAGGAACAUGGAGGGUCUUCAAGCCGCCCUCCAAGAAGUGAUGUCCUCUUCACUCAGAUGUGUGUCUGUGGAAGACAUGGCCCCCCUGGCCAGAGAGUUGGGGAUACAGGUAGACCAAGACUUUGAGAACAUUCAGGGGAUUCAAGUUUCCCCUAGUAAAAACGUGACUGGAACAGCUGAAGAUGAGGGAUCACAAAGACACAGUCAGUCAGAAAACUCAUCUGAAAGCCCUGCUAAGGUGUCUGAGACUAGUUGUCAGAUCAGCCCAAAUCGUCAGAAUUUCCAUCUCCCUCCAGUAUUCAUUCUUCCUCUGAGAAACUUCCGUCCUUUACCAGCCAGAAUUGGAGGUAACUUUAACCAUGGUUCUUUGAAAGCCCCUUGGCCUAUGGGCUCCCGCUUUUGGUUACAGCAGAGGCCUAAGAGUUUCCAUCCUUUGCCCUUUCAGAAUACAAGGGCACAGAGUCCAGGCAAACAUUUUGGAAUUCAGUAUUUCCAGCCCCAGAGAUUUUAUUCAGGUGAAACAUUUAUGAGAUUCUCAGGAGCUCCUUGGAGACAUCACAUGGGCAGAACUUUUGGGAGACCACCAAGACCCAUUUCUCAGCGUAUACCGGCCCGGCCUCAGAGACCACAGACGAUGGGAGCCCUUGAAAGGUCUGGGAAAGUGGACUCCCAGGGAGGCCACCUCCAUUCCCUGGGUUCAAAGCCAGCAGGAGCAGUUGGGAAGCCUGGGCAAGUCAGUGCCUGGGGAACAAGGCCAACAGAAACAAUUAGAACAUUCGUGAGAACGAAGCCCCACACUGAAAAUCCUCACCAUCAAGCCUCUCAAGCAGCAGGAGCCACACAAAAACCAAGAAGGACUGCCUGUCAGCAAGGAGCUAAGCUGAAGACACAAGGUGGGCCUUCAAAUCCAUCUUUCCAAAUGGGAUUCCAUCCUAUGUCCUACAGCAUGUAUUUGCCCAGCUCUCAAUUAAAAUCUAAUCAGCCCAAGUCACCCCAGGUCAAGCAGUCCCAGCCCAAACCCUCCCAACCUGUGCCCUUUCAACCCAAACCCACUCAACCCAAACCCACUCAACCCAAACCCACUCAGCACCAGGCACCCCGAGCUGAAAGUUCUCCAUCCAAACCCACUCAGCCCAAGCCAUGCCAGCCCCAGUCCUCCCAAUCUAAACCUUCUCAGCCCAGACCUACUCAACCCAAGUCAUCUCAUACUGGUCCUUCACAGGCUAAGGCAUGUUACCCAAGAGCAGGGCCCAAGAAGGGAGGGAAGCAUUAA